AUGGCUUCUUCAGCCCCAGAAACCGACUCAACCCCACCACCACCACCUCCUCCUCACAAACCCCCCUACCCCACCUCCCCCCGCCUCGACAUGCCCUUCGACCGCCGCCUCCUCCUAACCACGACGCUCUCCUUCCUCUCCGGCUUCACGCUGGGCUCCCUAUCCGCAGGCCACAUGGCCUCGCUGCGUUUCCGGGCGGAAAACGCGCACCGGCUGCCGACAUCCAACCCGGGCUGGUAUCUCUACCACAAGUCGAAAAACUACUACAAGUGGCGGUACGGCAUCGUCGAGGGGCUCCGCAAGGGCACGUACAUUGCAGCGUGGAGUAUGGUGUUUUUCGUCGUCGAGGAGAGCCUGGAUGUUUUCCGCGGUACAUGGAGGGCGGGCCGCACGAUGCAGGAGAUGGAGGGCGUGGAUGAGCUGGAUUUGAAGAAGAUCGAGAGGGGCGUUAGUGGGAGUAGGGAUUUUGUUAGUAGUGCGCUCGCGGGCAUGGUGACGGGCGGCGUGUGGAGUGCGUGGCAUCAGUUUCCGGUUUCGACGGCUGCGCGGACGAUUCGCUUGGGGUUGUUGGUUGGGUUGGGGUUUGGCUUGGGGCAGGAUGGCUUGGUUUGGGCAAAGGCGAGGUGGGGCGGGGGAAAGGAGAGUGAGAGUUGGAUUUAUAGGGGGGCGAGAAAUAGGAGGAUUGACGAGGACGUUAGGGUGAGCUUGGAGAAGGAUUGA
Bipolaris maydis ATCC 48331 is the source of this 720-nucleotide messenger RNA. RefSeq lists its product as uncharacterized. The record is from RefSeq and is a predicted model, not a curated record. NCBI's taxonomy places the organism in Eukaryota, Fungi, Ascomycota, Dothideomycetes, Pleosporales, Pleosporaceae.